Messenger RNA from Rhinolophus ferrumequinum (greater horseshoe bat), 3397 nucleotides. RefSeq names its product elaC ribonuclease Z 2 (gene ELAC2). The transcript is spliced from 24 exons. Gene Ontology annotation, biological process: mitochondrial tRNA 3'-end processing. Bases 5 to 2518 code for a protein of 837 amino acids. The record is from RefSeq and is a predicted model, not a curated record. Gene Ontology annotation, molecular function: 3'-tRNA processing endoribonuclease activity. Gene Ontology annotation, cellular component: mitochondrion. Lineage: Eukaryota; Metazoa; Chordata; Mammalia; Chiroptera; Rhinolophidae.
GAGCAUGCUGACCGAAGUGACGGGCUGCAUUCUCAGGCUGGGUGGAAACUGGCGCAUGUGGGCGCUCGGCUCCUUGCUGCUGCGGUCGGCGGCCGGGCGCACCAUGUCGCAGGGACCCGCCCGCCGCCAGCGGCCGCCCAAGGACCCGCUGCGGCACCUGCGCGCGCGGGAGAAGCGCGGCCCGUCGUGGGAGCCCGGGGGCCCGAACACCGUGUACCUGCAGGUGGUGGCUGCCGGCGGCCGGGAUGCGGGUGCGGCGCUCUACGUCUUCUCGGAGUACAACCGGUAUCUCUUCAACUGUGGAGAAGGAGUCCAGCGACUCAUGCAGGAGCACAAGCUGAAGGUGUCUCGUUUGGACAAUAUAUUCCUGACCCGAAUGCACUGGAGUAACGUUGGGGGAUUGUGUGGAAUGAUUCUUACUUUAAAGGAAACCGGGCUUCCAAAGUGUGUACUUUCUGGACCUCCACAACUGGAAAAAUACCUAGAAGCUAUCAAAAUAUUUUCUGGUCCAUUGAAAGGAAUAGACCUGGCUGUGAGGCCCCACUCGGCACCAGAAUAUAAGGAUGAGACCAUGACAGUUUUCCAGAUCCCCAUAUACAGUGAACAGAGGUGUGGAAAACACCAGCCAUCACAGAGUCCAGGAAGGCUCAGUCCAGAGCAGUCUUCAGACUCUGGAUCCACUGAAAAUGAGCAGCACCUUCCAGAUGGUGUUAGCCAGAGAAAGAGUGGCAGGGACACCUCCUUGGUCGUAGCUUUCGUCUGUAAGCUUCACCUCAAGAAAGGAAACUUCUUGGUGCUCAGAGCAAAGGAGCUGGGCCUCCCCGUUGGGACAGCUGCCAUUGCUCCCAUCAUUGCUGCUGUGAAGGACGGGAAAAGUGUCACUUAUGAGGGAAAAGAGAUUUUGCCUGAAGAGAUCUGUACUCCUCCGGACCCCAGUCUUGCUUUUGUUGUGGUCGAAUGUCCAGACGAAGGAUUCAUUCUACCCAUCUCUGAGAAUGCUACGUUCCAGAGGUACCAAGGAAAGGCUGAUGCCCCGGUGGCCCUGGUGGUUCACAUAGCCCCAGAGCGUGUGCUGGCGGACAGCAGAUACCAGCAGUGGAUGGAGAGGUUCGGGCCGGACACCCAGCACCUGAUCCUGAACGAGAAUUGCACAUCGGUUCACAACCUCCGGAGCCACAAGAUUCAAACACAGCUCAACCUCAUCCACCCCGACAUCUUCCCCGCACUCGCCAGCCUCCACUGUCAGGAAGAAAGUGCCCCAUUCACUGUCCCCACAGUCCGCGGUGAAUGCCUCCUCAAGUAUCAACUCCGUCCCCGCAGGGAGUGGCAGAGGGAUGCCCUUAUUACUUGCAAUCCUGAUGAAUUCAUAGCUGAGGCCCUGGAGAUGCCCAAUUUCCAAGAAAGCGUGCAGGAAUAUAGGAAAACUGCCCAGGACGGCCCAGCCUCAGCAGAGAAAAAAAGCCAGUAUCCAGAAAUCAUCUUCCUGGGAACAGGGUCUGCUAUCCCGAUGAAGAUUCGAAAUGUGAGCUCCACACUUAUCAACAUAAGCUCUGACAAGUCCCUGCUGCUGGACUGUGGUGAAGGUACGUUUGGGCAGCUGUGCCGUCACUACGGAGAUCACGUGGACAGGGUCCUGGGCACCCUCGCUGCGGUGUUCGUGUCCCACCUGCACGCAGAUCACCACACGGGCUUAUUAAAUAUCCUGCUGCAGAGAGAACGAGCUUUGGCAUCGCUGGGAAAGCCCUUUCACCCUUUGCUGGUGGUUGCCCCCACCCAGCUCAAGCCCUGGCUCCAGCAGUACCACAACCAGUGCCAGCCGCUCCUACACCAUGUUUGUAUGAUUCCUGCCAAAUGCCUUCAGAAAGGAACUGAGGUCUCCAACUCCGAAGUUGAAAGGUUGAUUAGUUUGCUGCUGGAAACAUGUGAUUUGGAAGAGUUUCAGACCUGCCUGGUCCGGCACUGCAAGCAUGCUUUUGGCUGUGCUCUAGUCCACACGUCCGGCUGGAAGGUGGUCUAUUCGGGGGACACCAUGCCCUGUGAGGCUCUGGUCCAGAUGGGGAAAGAUGCCACCCUCCUGAUACACGAGGCCACACUGGAAGAUGGUCUGGAAGAGGAAGCCAUGGAAAAGACACACAGCACCACCUCGCAGGCCAUCGGCGUGGGCAUGCGCAUGAAUGCCGAGUUCAUCAUGCUGAACCACUUCAGCCAGCGCUAUGCCAAGAUCCCGCUCUUCAGCCCCGACUUCAACGAGAAGGUCGGAAUUGCCUUCGACCACAUGAAGGUCUGCUUCGGAGAUUUCCCCACGGUGCCCAAGCUCACUGCCCCACUGAAAGCCCUGUUCGCCGGUGACAUUGAGGAGAUGGAAGAGCGCAGGGAGAAGAGGGAGCUGCGGCUGGUGCGGGCGGCCCUCCUCUCCGGGAAGCAGGCGGGGGGCCCUGAGGACAGCGAGCCCCAGCAGAAACGGGCCCAUGCAGAGGCGUCUCCGAGCCCACAGAGCAAGAAGGUCAGGGCAAAGUGAAGGACUGAGAGAGACCCUGCGCUCGGAAGGCUCACGUCCUCCACCCUGCACAUGGCCCCGGGUGUGUGCCCUUUGCCUGGCGGGAGCCAGAGGGCACCAUUUAGUGCAGGGGAGGCAUGGGGGGUAGGUGGGCGUCAGGCUGGGCCUUGGCUUGGGCUCCCGGGUGGGGCCUGGCCUGCUACAUGCCCCCUACGAAUGGUGCCUGGCAAAGCCACAGACAGGAGGCUGCUGAAAGGAAGAAAGCGGAGACAACUGGAACUUUGUGCCAGUUGAUUUUUAAAGAAGUCACAUGGAAAAACAGCGCACCCAUGCCUGCUCCAGCCAAGUUCUCCCCUCUGCACACCAGAGACAAGCCAUGUCACAGGAAAUGGGGUCGUGGAUGUGAAGUCUAGUAUCCAAGUAUUUCCAAAGACGCAGAACACAAUAAAGAUUCCACCUGGAACCUGAGUGCUUUGCUUCGUCCUGGUGCCACCUCCGAGCAGGAGUCUCCCAGUGCAGCAUUGUGCUGCUGCCAGGUACCCAGUGUGCCCUGGAAGCCAUCUCUGACGGCAGCGAGGACCUUCGGAGCCUAUCCCCAGGGAGGCACCAGCCCUCGUAGCCUAGGUUUCUGACAGAAGUCGAGUUGUGCUGGCUGACAGCAGUAGUUCAUGCACUCGUAGAGCUGGGCACCUGGUGGCUCAGGAAAGUACCUUCCCGUUCGUUGUUCUGGGAACGAUGGAGACCACAGAUUUGCUCUUCUUUGGCAGUAAUGAGGAGAGAGUCACUCAUCGCCCUUCCGAGUACCGAGAAAUAGCCGUCGCUGGCUCCCUUGCCCUCCUUACGACAUUUAACAACACUGAGGUUUGGCUUGAAAAUUGAGAGAAUUUUUAAAGAUAAAUC